CCUUCUGCUGUCUUAUAGAGAGUAGAUGCUAUAACAUUAGAAGCAUGGCUUUUCAUCACUAUUUUUAAUGUUUUACUAAAAAUUUCUUAAGCAUUUUUCACAAAGCAAACCUGUUGUUUUUAAGUACAGUGAGUGUAGCUAAUUAUUAUUGAUGCUUUGGAAAAGUUGCUGCAGCCUGAUGACAAGGAGUGACUGGUUCUUUUCACUAGAUUUGUAGACAAUACAUUUUCUUAAUAUUAAAGGCCAGUUCUUGCAUAAUUCAAUUUAUCUCCAUUAGUGUUAGCAAAACUUUGUGUAUGGAGUGAGACCUUAUCCUUUGUCCCUUUGUAACUGGACACUGAGAGUGGGAAUGAAUCUACAAAUCUCAGUGAAUUGUCAUUUAAUUAUAGAAUCAUAGCAUCUAGUUCAGACACUGGCUCAAAACAGGACUAAUUAGAUGAGGUUAUUGAGCAUGGUGUCCAGUUGAGUCUUGAACCCCUCCAAGAAUGAAGAUUCCACAAUCUCUCAGGACAAUCUGUUUCAUUAUUUAACUACCUUUAAAGUAAAUUUUUUUCCAUAGUAUCUAAUCAGUAUUUCCCAUGUUCCAGUAUGUUCUGUGGCCUUUUGUACUUUCACUACACACUUUCCAGAAGAGUCUGGCUCCAUUUUCUCUGUAGUCUCUGCAAAAUUUGCAGGUAACAAAAUGGCCUUUCCAGCCCUCUCUUCUCCAAGGUGAACGAUCUUAUCUCUCAGACUCUCCUUGUACUUCAUGUUCUCCAGCCCCCUUGGCUGCACCUGCUGGUGCAGUCCAGAGGACAAGCCUUGCUAAUAAAAGUGGCCUUUUCUAUGUCUUUUGUCACUAGUCCCCCAUCAUACUGAGCAAUAAGCCCACAUUCAUCUUCUGCUGUCAGUGUUCUUACAGAAACCUUUCAUGUUGUCCUUCAGCUCCAACUGAACUAUGGCUUUCCUGAUUUCAUUCUUAUGUGUGCAAACAAAAUGUUUGUGUUCUUUUCAAAUAGCUGGUCUCAGUUUCUAUCUUCUGCAUGCUUCCUUUCUGUGUUUAGGUUCACUCAGGAGCUCCAUGUUCUCCAUGCUGGCUUUCUGCCACAGUUGCUGAACUGUCUGAACAUUCUAAUGGCAGUUCUUAUGCUCUGAGGCAGCUGCCCUUGAAGAUUAGCCAGCUCUUCUGGGCCUCUGCUCUCCAGGGCAACUUCCCACAGAUCCUGCCAAGCAGGUCUCAUCUGAAGUCUAUGGCUGUAAUUCUGUUCUUUGUCUUGUUGCUUCUCCCAGGAUCUGAAACCUGACAGUCUCAUGCUCCCUGCAGCCAAGGCUGUCCUUGGUCUCUGUAUCAUAUAGAAGUUGUUUGAUUGUGGGUAGCUGCAGCUCCUCAAGGGUAUCAAUCUUCAAAUAAUUCCAUACUUCUAAUAUCUGUAAAAUGGAAGCUGUAUUUUUUCUUUUAUCAGUGUCAACAGAGACAUUCAACUAGGAGACAUUAAAAGUGUUUGGAAAGGAAAACUAUUCUACAAAAGUCACACUGCAGAAAGUUCAGUUCAGGAUAGAAACGUGGCUUGCAUAGUUUGAGCUGAAUCAGUUUAUUUAUCCAGCUGGCUGAUAGAAUACUAUAAAAAAGGCAUCCUGAAACCAAAUAACAGUAAGUCAUAGCAGGGCUUUCAAUUCUUUGUGUUCUUUGGUAGGUGAAGAGUGACUAGAAAAAGAAUACAAGAAGAACUCCAAAGAAAUGGAAAGAAAUUAGAUUGGUGUCGCUCACUGAUAUCAGAAAAUGUAUAGAAGUUUAUGUAACUGAGGGUGUGAGUUAUAUUCAUCAUCAGUUGCCAGAGAUACAAAUAAUGAAAUUAUUAUGCAUGUGACUCCCUGCGGUGACAAGUGUCUCUACCUUUUCUAUUCAUGGAUUGCACAAUUAAGUGACUCAGGUUUUCCAGCAAAGUGCCCCAUGCCUGGGGGCAUUUGCUUGUUACUUGCAAUAUAAUUGAUUAAAUCACCUCCUUGACAAGCCAAGUAGUGCUGGUUAGCUGAAGUACUGGUUAACUGGAUAAGAAAACAGAAGAAAUAGAAAAUAUUGACUGCAAGGACUUAAUACUAUAUAUUUGUACCAGAUAUAUAUACACCGUGGUGUCUGUGUGCAUUUAUAUAUAUGUGUGUCAUAAUAAAAAUACUAUGUUGUUUAUGGUUUCCUGUAUCCUGAGCAAUUUCAGACAGAUGGGACUUGUUUUCCAUCUGUUUUUCAUACCAAUGGCACAUUAAUUUACUUAUUUGACAGUACAAACAUGGCUAUGAAUAUCUGUCCUGUGGGAAUUCUCACUGGGGUUUCCUCCUCGUCUGAAAAACCAGUGCUGAAACCAUCUGCCACAAAGGCAGCAUGCCACCCCAAACUCUGUGUUCUGGCACCUGAGCACCCCCAGCCUACAGUUUAUAUUGUCCUCUGCUUAUCCCUAAAUGAAAUUUAACACAUUUUACCUGGGAGAUCCAAAAUAGCUUGGGAUGUGGUUAUCAGAGGCCACUCCCUGGGUGAUACCACUGAAGGUGAUAGCAAUUGUCUCUCUUCAAGCCCAGAGCUCUUUCCUUUAAAUGAUGGGCUCAUGGCUGCAGAAGGUCUUCCCUGCAACAUCCUCAGCCCUGUGGUCUGCUACAGCAAAGGUCUUGUCUUCAGCCUUCAGAGGAGAGGUCCUGUAAAAAAUGAAGAUGCUGAAGAUUUGCUGUUCCCUCCUCCUCUUAAGUUUGCUUAGUGGACAACUGAGUGCCAGUCCUGGACUCAAAGUGAGGAUCACCCAGAAAGGGCUGGAGUAUGCCAAGGAGGUUGGGCUGGAAAUCCUGAAGCAGAAUAUGGAGAAGGAGCAUUUCCCUGAUUUGACUGGCCAUGAGAAAUUUGGGCUUGGUAAUGUCAAAUACAACAUAUCAAGGAUACAUGUUACUGCUGUUGAAUUACCCAGUGCUUCCAUCUCCCUCCUUCCAGGGUCUGGGAUAAAACUGGUGAUUGGAAACGCUUCUCUAACCAUCGAUAUGAACUGGAACAUAAGGACCUGGAUGUUCAAAGACGGUGGAAGAGGCACAGUGCACAUUUCAAAAGUGUUUGUUACCGCAAUCUUUUCAACGCCCCUGGACAACGCAGGCCCCACUUCAAUAGCCCUCACCAGCUGCCAAACAACUUCUGGAGAUGUAGAUAUCAAGCUGAAUGGGAAAACUGGCUUCCUGCAUAACUUCUUUAUCAAGUAUCUGAAGAAACCCAUUCACAGGAGCUUGGUCACUAAUUCAUGUCCCAAUAUCAGAGCUGGGAUCCAGUUGAUAGAUGGAGACCUGCAAUCACCGAAUGCUGUAAUGCAGAUUGAUGAUUUGGCUGAAAUAGACUACUCCUUAAGUGGCUUGCCAGCAGUAUUCCAGCCAUUCAUUGACCUGGACAUAAAGGGCAUAGUCUUCCCAGCUGGAAACUACACUGACUCUCCCUACGUGGCAGCUUCCUUCACAAUCCCAGACCAAAGGGACUCCAUGCUGUACCUUGCCUUCUCUGAGUAUUUCUUUCAGACCUCCUCAUUUGCUUACUACACUGCAGGGGCCUUCAACAUGACCAUUGGAGAGGAGACUUGCAGCUAUUUUAAUAUAAACACAGAGAUAUUUAGCAGUAUCAUCCCUGAGGUAGCUAAAUAUUCAAUUACACCCUACCCAGUGAUGUUGAAGCUAAUGUCUACUGAAAUCCCUAUCAUCAGCUUACAGCAGGAUUCCUUCACAGUAGAGAUUCAGGGCUCUGUGGAGGUGUUGGCCAUUCUGCCAGACUCAACCACCCGGUCUCUGUUCACACUGAACAUAGCAGCCAACACCAGCAUUUCUCUGAAUAUAUUUGAUCAGAAAAUGGUGGGCUCACUAUGUUUGAACAGGAUCCAGUUCUCCCUAGCCCACUCCAAUGUUGGCACUUUUGAGGUCUUGCUUCUGGAGAACAUUCUAUCUUACAUUUUACAGACUGAAGUAAUUCCAUCAGCUAAUGCUAAACUGUCAAAAGGAUUCCCUCUUCCCAAUCUGGCUAAUGUUACCUUCACAAGACCUCACAUUACAAUUGUACAGGGAUAUGUACUGAUUUCAACUGAUGUCCACUACAAACAUGAAAGGAGAAGAGAGACCACGUGUUAAGCAUGAACUUCAAAUCAAAUCACAUUAUUGACUCUGAAGACUAAACACUGUCCAGUUCUGCUGAAAUGUUUAACUUGAACUCUGACAACCCCCAUCCUGGCUGGGGGCAAGAGGGGGUGCUGGGAAUCAAAAAAAGCUGAUGGAGUGGUGGUGUAAUGGUGGUAACAAGCAGAUCCAAGGGCAAACAUGUAAUGCAUGCUUGACGUUUAUUUAUUCUAUAGUUUAACUGAUGCCAAAAUGUUUUUAAGAUGAAUGACUCUUUUGAAAUACACUUUUGUCCAUA
Messenger RNA from Passer domesticus (house sparrow), 4399 nucleotides. RefSeq names its product BPI fold-containing family C protein-like. The record is from RefSeq and is a predicted model, not a curated record. Lineage: Eukaryota; Metazoa; Chordata; Aves; Passeriformes; Passeridae. Bases 2674 to 4116 code for a protein of 480 amino acids. The transcript is spliced from 16 exons. Gene Ontology annotation, molecular function: lipid binding.